This is a messenger RNA of Chenopodium quinoa (quinoa), 1474 nucleotides long. RefSeq lists its product as uncharacterized. The transcript has 9 exons. The coding region runs from base 187 to 1098 and encodes 303 amino acids. Lineage: Eukaryota; Viridiplantae; Streptophyta; Magnoliopsida; Caryophyllales; Amaranthaceae. The record is from RefSeq and is a predicted model, not a curated record.
CUAAACGACUAAACCCCAGCACUUUGGCACUUUGCUCGGGUUUAACAUUACUCUAAUAUUCUCCCUCUCAGCCUCUCUCUUACGCCCUCUGCCCCCGUUGCACAACGCUUUCCCAGUUCCCGCUCAAUCUUCAGUCAGUCAUUUCGUCGAACACCUAAACAACAACAUCAAAGGACCUGAUUACUCAUGAAAGCCACCAAAUCCCAAGCCUUAGCGUUAGCUCAAAAAUGCAAGAAUAUUUUGGCGUCAAAUUGGCAUGGCAAUCUUAAUACCAUUAAAGCUGAUUCUAAAGGAAGCAAGCAGGAAAUAUAUACUUCAAAAGUGAAGUAUUUACUGAGGAAGGGGAAGCCUUAUAUUUGGGUUCCUGAAAAGGACUUGCAUAAUGUGAAUACUCUCAUUGACGAACGUGCUUCCUUUGCGGUGCCCAGGCCUUACCCUGGGCCACUUGCAAAUUUACUUAGAUCAAUGAAAAAGCUUCCUGUUCGAAUUGCUUUAACUGGUGAAGUUGUUCCUUUAGGAGAUGAGAAGGUUAGGUCUGCUACCGAAAGUGUCCGGAAAAUGGUAAUGUCCGAACAAAAGGAAAUAAUUGAGUCAAGUUAUGCAGUUUCUGGUAUAUUGAGUUCCUCAACUUUUGGCAACACAUCUCGAAGUGAAAACCUUGUAGAGCUUCUGGACAAUGAUGAAAAUUAUGCAGUGUACAAGUUCAAUGUCAGCUCUUGCAUGUUCAUUGAUGGCAAUGGUGGCAAUCAUGAAGUGGAUCCAGAUGAUUUUGGAACAGCAAAGCCUGACAAGUUAUCUCCUUUUGCUGCAAAGCUAAUUGAUGGCAUCAAUCAGAGUGAGAUAAGGCGUAGAGCACUUGUUGUUUUUUGUUUUGCCUUCUUAAACGAGAAUGCAAAGGAUGCCUACAUUCUGUCAGUUGAUAAAAAAGGCUUCGAUAUGUUGGCUAAAGUUCUUAGUGGUGGCAGUGAAUACCAAUGGAAAGAAUUCAGGAUCACGUUUGAAGAAGAGGCAGAUGAUGUUGAAUCUUUUUGCAGUAAACUAGUUCAAAUGGAAGAGGCUGCCCUUGAUAAAGUGAAGAGCUGCAGUGGUUUAGGGUAAAAUUUUCUUAUAUUGCUAUUCUGAUGUCUGAUACAUGAGGACAAUUAAAAUGUAAACUGGGUUUCUGGGGGACUAAUAGGGGGAUAAGGGGUUUGGUGAGGCUGUGACAUGCGGCUUAUAAUGCAUAUUAUCAGGGUAUUUUGAUAACCCGGGAGGAUAUAUGGAGGCUAUUUGCUUAUACCUGUCAUAAAUUAGGAUUAUCUACUGUUUCAUUCAUCUUUUACAUGCAUUGUAUGCCUGUUUGUAUAUGGUUAUGUGAGAAACGGUUGGUGAUAAUGAUAUCUUUUGUAAUGUCUUGUUCUACUUAUACGGUUAUCACGGAAGAACAAGUGCUAGUAUUUAGUUGACAUUAUUCUGGUACUGAGCUUUUUUUUUU